Molecule: messenger RNA, 246 nt
Organism: Linnemannia hyalina
Lineage: Eukaryota; Fungi; Mortierellomycota; Mortierellomycetes; Mortierellales; Mortierellaceae
Source: the annotation of a GenBank genome assembly
AUGUCUGCCAUCGCAUCCUCCGCUGCUCGCAUGGCCCAUACCACUGCUCCCCUUCGCGCCGCUGCUGUCCGCCAGUUCUCCGCUUCUGCUGCUGCUGCUGAGUCCUCAGCACCCGCUAUCGCGGUCGCUGUGGCCCAACAUUCGACCAAGAAGCUGACCAUUGUUUCAAGUCUCGCUUUUAUCGCUGGUGUCGAUGUCACCUACGCCUACUUUACCCUUGGACAAAAGAAGGAUUCAACAGCGUAA